AUGAGUUAUCCAUGUAAAACAUCUUUUAAAGGAUAUCUCAGUUAUAAAUGUUACGAAAAUAUAAAAAUUCAAUUUGGCGAAAAAAUAGAAAGAACUAAUUAUUCCAUUAAAGAAGGCAUUUCGAAAUAUGCAGAAACCUACACAUCUAAUAAUGAGCCGAAACUUAAAAUGUUAUCUAAUAUUUUUACAAAUUUAAAAAAAUAUUUAAGCAACGAUCAUGUUUUUGCUUCAGGCGAUUAUGAUGGGGAAGGAACUUGCAAGUAUAUUAGCUAUUUGUUAUGUGAUCAAAUCCGUGAUAAACUACAUGGUGAAUGUGAUAAAGCAACAUUUAAUAUUUUCCAAGAUUUUGUAGACAAAUACAAUGAAUCUACGAAUUCUCAUUUGUGUAAGGACAAUAUUAAACACCUAGAUGUUAAUGAAUUUCUAAAAAUGAAAGCGUUAUAUGAAUUGUAUGAUAAUUAUAUAUAUUUAAUUCCAUCAUAUGCAUUUCGUAGUACACAUUACUGCAAUAAUAUGCUUAACUUAGUUCGCUUAUAUAAUAAUUUUUUAAAUAAAUAUCCAUCCGAUAGUUUAAAAUUUAAUGAUGUAUUAAAGCAGUUUGAAGAACUAAUGGACACUAUUACAGAGACCGGAAAAAAACAUUGUAAAGAGCAAUAUAUUUAUAUACGUAAACCAGAUUUUUUUAUAGCACCUGUGGAAGAAAUAGCACCCCAUGCCAACACAUUAUCAGGACGAGAAAGUAAUCUAUUACAAAAAGGCACAUUAGAUAGUGAAGUUAAACCCAAAUCUCCAGAAGUAAUAAGUUCAUCAACAACUUCAGUAGAAGAACAAAAAAUAGAAGUUCUUGAAAAUUCAAAAAGAUCUGAAGUAUCAAACAUAUUAGAAGUAGCAUCAACUUCUGUAUCAAAGGGCACUGUUGAAAGAAGACCACUAAAUCAAAACCGAAAACACUCAGAACAACAUGAAAUUUUAAGAAGAUAUCCUUAUAAUUCACGAGGACUCUAUGUACCAGGAAGUUAUGAUGGACAAGGAAGAUACCCUAAAACAAACAAAAUAUUAUCACGCGAAGGAAAUUCCAUAGUAAUAACAGAAGCAUUUGAACCCGGAUCAGGAAAUGAUUCUGCAGGAUUCAUGUCAAAUGUACAAAAUGGUAUUUCAGAAUUGAUAAAAGAUAUUGAUCCA
Plasmodium cynomolgi strain B is the source of this 1182-nucleotide messenger RNA. Its product is annotated as CYIR protein. Lineage: Eukaryota; Apicomplexa; Aconoidasida; Haemosporida; Plasmodiidae. The annotation marks the transcript as partial. The record is from RefSeq and is a predicted model, not a curated record. The transcript is spliced from 2 exons.